This is a messenger RNA of Pelecanus crispus (Dalmatian pelican), 1046 nucleotides long. Lineage: Eukaryota; Metazoa; Chordata; Aves; Pelecaniformes; Pelecanidae. The record is from RefSeq and is a predicted model, not a curated record.
GUCGAAAGCUGAGGGGAAAAGCCUUCUAUUUUGUCAAUGGCAAGGUGUUCUGUGAAGAAGAUUUCCUGUAUUCUGGUUUCCAGCAGUCAGCUGACAGGUGUUUCAUUUGUGGUCACUUGAUAAUGGACAUGAUCCUGCAGGCUCUAGGGAAAUCAUAUCAUCCAGGCUGCUUCCGAUGCGUGGUCUGCAACGAGUGUCUGGAUGGUGUGCCAUUCACUGUAGACUCUGAAAACAAAAUCUACUGUGUCAGAGAUUACCACAAAGUUUUAGCUCCAAAGUGUGCAGCGUGUGGACUUCCCAUUCUGCCCUCCGAGGGGUCUGAUGAGACCAUUCGGGUUGUGUCCAUGGACAAGGAUUACCACGUGGAAUGUUACCACUGCGAGGACUGUGGGAUGGAACUGAACGACGAAGACGGGCAUCGCUGUUACCCACUAGAUGAACAUUUGCUUUGUCACUCCUGCCAUCUGAAACACAUAGAGAAUGGCACUACCCCAGCAGCUGUGUACCAGCACCACUACUAGCCAGUGUGGCUGACAUGGGAAAGCCCAGACAGAAGACUUGUUACGUGAUCUCCCUCUCCCCACCCUCAGUUGAUUUCCUGUGCAUGUUUUUCGCCAGUCGGCAAUGCUUCUGUAAAAGGAUGUGAGAGAUUUUUGCUGGAUUCCCAGAGUCUGUAUGCUUCUGAGUUCCAGCUGUGUCAAACCACAUCUACUUGACCAGGAAUGUUGACAUGUUAUCUAAACUGAUCAGUUUACUUUUAUGUGCCUUUUUCUGGUCUCUGGAGAUUCGUCUUGGCUCAUUUUGGAAGAUUCUUCAGUGAAAGCACAACUUGCUGUCAUGCCUAUGAACUCAGCUUGUGCUGUGCACAAUUAAAAAGCCAGAGGCUGGCUUGCUUGCCUGGCUGCCGGGGACAUCCCAUCAGUCUACUAAGCGUUUCCUGACAAGCACAUUUCAUCAGAUUCCCUGAAGGACAUCAACCUAUUAAUACCAAUUUUUAGACAUGCUCUCUCUCUUUUUAUUAAUUCUUUAGGAAAAGAAAAGAAAGG